GAGGCAAAUUACUUAGAUGCAACACAUUCAGUAUGGGACAAUCUCAGGCACUAUCAGCAUUCAAGAAGGAUUUAGCGGCCGCUUUAAAUAAUGACGACGAACUAUUCGCGCUUCCAGACGAACCAUUUUACAUCAAAGAUCACGUGAAGCGAUACAAUCUUGACAUAGAAACUACUCCUCUCGCGGUUACUUACCCAAAGACAACAGCACAAGUUUCAAGCAUCGUCAAACUUGCCAAGGACAACAAUCUCAAGGUUCAGGCAAAAUGUGGUGGUCAUUCAUACGCCAACUUCUGUGAUCCGAACGGCGGUAUCAUUGUGGACCUCAAGCACUUCCAGAAGUUUGAAAUAGACGAGAAUACCUGGAGAUGUCGCGUUGGUGGUGGAACACUGCUUGGUGACCUUACGAAGCGCAUGUUUGAGCCUCACAAGAGAGCCAUGGCACACGGUACUUGCCCAACCGUAGGCAUCGGUGGCCAUGCAACUAUUGGUGGACUCGGUCCCAGCUCCAGACUUUGGGGCGCCGCUCUGGACCAUGUCGAGGAGGUCGAAAUGGUCGUUGCCAAUGGCGACGUGAUCAGGGCAAACGAAAACGAGAAUUCUGACAUUUUCUGGGCCGUCAAAGGUGCGGGUGCCUCCUUUGGCGUCAUCACCGAAUUUGUUGUUCGGACCGAGCCAGCGCCAGGGAGAUUGGUGCAAUACUCCUAUUCUUUCACCACCGGUUCGUGGAAAGACAUGGCGAAGACUUUCAAGGCAUGGCAGACUUAUGUCAGCCAACCGGACUUGACUCGUUCAUUUGCCUCAACUGCGACCAUCACCGAAUUAGGCCUUACCAUCUCCGUAACGUACUUCGGCACAGAUGAAGAAUUCGACAAGAUCAACUUCGCUAAAAACUUUCCCGGCAACCAGACACCGAAGACAAUCGUUUUCGAUGACUAUUUGGGCGCGGUUGGACAUUGGGCCGAGGAUGUUGCACUAGAGAUCAUUAGCCCUUUGCCAGCACAUUCAUACACCAAGACUUUGACGUUCAAUCAUUGCAACCAGAUUCCGGACUCUGUGAUCGACAGGAUGUUCAAGUAUUUCGAGGAAGUGAGCAAGGGCACUCUGGUGUGGUUUGCCAUUUUUGAUCUCGCAGGUGGAAGAGUCAACGACAUCCCUCAGGACGCUACCGCCUACGCGCACCGUGAUGCUUUAUUUUACCUUCAAUCAUAUGCCGUCAACCCGUUUGGGCCAGUGUCUAAUAAAUCAAAACAGUUUCUCCAGGGCCUGAAUAAGGUGAUCAGGGAUGGAAUGGCGGAAGCUGGGGAGAACACGGACCUCGGGGCCUACGCUGGCUACGUCGAUCUAGAGCUAGGGGCGGGAGCCCAGAAAGCCUACUGGCGAACCAACCUUCCAAGGCUUGAAUCCAUCAAGCUCAAGUGGGACCCAGAAGAUGUCUUUCACAAUCCGCAAAGCGUGCGUCCCGGAGGCAACGACGUGAUCUCUACACCAAAGGUUGUUUACAAAAAAGCAGGAUUUCUGGCGCGACUAAAGGGCUGCUUCCGAUAG
Verruconis gallopava is the source of this 1547-nucleotide messenger RNA. RefSeq lists its product as uncharacterized. The record is from RefSeq and is a predicted model, not a curated record. Gene Ontology annotation, molecular function: FAD binding; oxidoreductase activity. NCBI's taxonomy places the organism in Eukaryota, Fungi, Ascomycota, Dothideomycetes, Venturiales, Sympoventuriaceae. The transcript is spliced from 2 exons. Bases 33 to 1547 code for a protein of 504 amino acids.